AUGUCCAGCACACCAGAGGCCGAUAUUAAUAUAAUACACCCCGCAGUAAUUCUAAUGAAGACUUGGAGUGCUAUCUAUAACUUCCUUCUUAGCGAUGAAAUCAUAGCGAAUGGCUUCCAUUCCUGCGACAGCGACGAGGACGACAGAGCGUCCCACGCGAGCUCGAGCGACUGGACCCCGCGACCACGUAUAGGUCCCUACACUUUUGUUCAGCAGCAUCUCAUGUUAGGUACAGACCCACGGACAAUUCUGAAAGACCUGCUACCAGAAACGAUCCCCCCACCUGAACUGGAUGACAUGACCCUGUGGCAGAUUGUCAUAAACAUUCUUUCGGAACCACCAAAAAGGAAGAAAAGGAAAGAUAUUAAUACUAUUGAUGAUGCUGUGAAACUCUUACAAGAAUGCAAAAAAAUAAUGGUCUUGACUGGAGCAGGGGUUUCCGUGUCGUGUGGAAUACCUGACUUUAGAUCCAGAGACGGCAUCUAUGCACGCCUUGCUGUCGACUUCCCCGACCUUCCGGAUCCUCAAGCAAUGUUUGAUAUAGAAUACUUCCGGAAGGAUCCCAGGCCGUUCUUCAAGUUUGCAAAGGAAAUAUAUCCUGGACAGUUCCAGCCAUCUCUCUGUCACAAGUUCAUAGCUUUGAUGGACAAAGAAGGAAAACUGCUUCGCAAUUAUACACAAAACAUAGACACACUGGAACAAGUUGCAGGAAUCCAAAGGAUAAUUCAGUGUCACGGUUCCUUUGCAACAGCUUCCUGUCUCAUCUGUAAAUACAAAGUUGACUGUGAAGUGGUUCGAGGAGAUAUCUUCAAUCAGGUUGUCCCCAGAUGUCCCAGGUGUCCCGCCGAGGAACCGCUCGCCAUCAUGAAGCCGGACAUCGUGUUCUUCGGAGAGAACCUACCCGAACAGUUCCAUCGCGCCAUGAAGUACGACAAAAACGAAGUCGACCUCCUGAUUGUCAUCGGGUCUUCGCUGAAAGUAAGACCAGUAGCAUUGAUUCCAAGUUCCAUCCCCCAUGAAGUGCCUCAGAUCUUAAUUAAUAGGGAGCCUUUGCCGCAUCUACACUUCGACGUGGAGCUUCUCGGAGACUGUGACGUUAUUAUCAAUGAAUUGUGUCAAAGGCUAGGCAGCGAGUACACGCAACUCUGCUACAACCCUGUAAAACUUUCUGAAAUAACAGAGAAGCCUCCACGACCACACAAGGAGCUCGAGCUGCACUGCUCCGAGCUCCCGCCUACCCCUUUAAACAUUUCCGAGAACUCUAGUUCCCCGGAAAGAGCGGCUCCGGCGGCUGCUUCCRCGGCGCCCUCGGCAGAGGCCGGGCGCGAGGCGGAGGACUGCGCUCCUGCCGCGGAAACGCAGCGGGGCUGCGCCGAGGCCGCGCUCCAGGACCAGCCCCACGAGGCGCCCGCCGAGCGAGUGAACCCCGAGCCAGUGAAGGAGAACGGAGCCAGCGGCGCGGAAAGCAGGGAAAGGAGCGAGAUCCUGAGGAAGUGCUGGGGAGCCAGGGCUGCGAAGGAACAGAUCAGCAAGCGGCUGGAUGGUACUCAGUAUCUCUUUCUGCCACCAAAUCGCUAUAUUUUCCACGGUGCUGAGGUGUACUCGGAUUCUGAGGAUGAUAUCCUCUCUUCUAGCUCUUGUGGGAGCAGCAGCGAAAGCGGCUCCUGUCGUAGCCAGAGCUUAGACGUGGAAGAGGAGAGCGAGAUCGAGGAGUUCUAUAACGGCCUGGAGGAGGAGGAUGCUCCGGAAAGGGACGAGGAACCUGGAUUUGGGGAUGACGGAGCGGAACAAGACGCAGCCGAUGAAGCAGCCUAUAUAAGCGAGGCCACGGGGCCGGAUCAUCCGACAAGCCCCACGUUGUAAAGCGUAAACUUAAACUCACUGACUGGUUACAGGAACUYUCCACCAGCAUUAGGAGCUUUGGCAUGUCAGAAUGAAUGUUUACGUCUGAAUUUAGAGCAACAGAACCAUAAGGAUGUAGUGUUUAUAAACAACUAAAACAGAUUUUCAUGCUUAGUUUUUUACCUUUUUCAAUAAAAUUCUAUUACUGCGCACUCAACACUAACUCAUCUUUUUUUUUUUUUUUUAAAAGGUACUAAGAAUAUCUAAACAAUUGUCAGUCACUAUGUUCACUUUUAAGUUCCUCUUGUCUUAUCAGGCAUUCAUGUDUAUAAUACAUAUUUUUGCUUAAUGGAUUUCAGCUUAUAUUAUUUUUAAACAGUUUUUUGAAAAAGCCAUUGGAAUGUUAAACUAAUAUAAAGGGAACAGCUAAUUUAGACCAAAGAAUGGUAUUUUUACACCUCUUGCUUUGUAAUAGCUUGGUUUAUUUAAGACCUUAUGCUUCUGCUAAGCCUUUCAUUCUUGCAUAGUCUGUCAUUAAACACUGGCAUUUUCUAAGACCGACCGUGGCAGCUAAUUUUUGCUUUAACAGUUACUUUGUAUGUUUGAGACACACUCAAAUGUGAGUAGUUAGUUAAAAAUGGAAACGAGACAGUGAGCGCUGGAAAAAUCCUGCUGUGCUUUUGAGACUGAUCAACAAGUGCUGUGAAAAUGCAUCCUUGCUCACGCUGCUGCGUUCGGACUGCCCGGGGCCCCGCAGCACGGUGGCACCGGCUCCUCAGCUCUUCCACUAGUGCUGUUUCAAGCAAGGGAGCCCCAGCGCAGGUUCUCGUGCAGCUUGUGCAAGGCGGCUCUGGUCACUGCCCCAGUGGUGACGGUGGCAACCGCGGCGCUGGCAGAGCGUGAGAGGAAGCAAAGAGAGAAAAAUCCCUCCUCUGUAUUUCCUGCUGUUAAGAAAGAGGCGAAAGGAGCUCACGUAUCCCCGCUGCCUGCGUUAAGCAGCUCAAGUGCAGCUGAAUGACCCGACCUGGAGAGAAGAGCUCUGAGGCCGGGGCUGAGGGCAGGAGCGUUUGCACCUGCUGGCUCCACCCUGCACAGAAAAGCAGAGCAGCUCCUGCGAUUCCGACGGGGCGGCCUUGCACCUGGAUGGUGUGAAUUUCCAAGGGCAGAUUGUUUCCAAGCCUUUAGAAGCUAUUUUGUAAAAUUGCACAGCACAGCAGUAAGUGAAACAGCAUUUUUCUAUAAACCACUUUUUCAACAUUGGCCCAAAUGAACUCUACAGCUGUAGAUUAUUCAUAUACUUUGCUUUAAUAUUUAUUACAUUUUGGAAGAUGUAUAGCAGCUGUUCUUUGAACAUAGAUACAAGAGUUAAUAAAUACUUAGGAACAGCCUCCUAUAUUCAUCUAAAAACGCUGGCAUGUUGUCUCAUGGUCCAAAYUGAAUACAGCUCUUAUUUGGCUACACUAAAGAAUGCAAUAUGUUUAGUUUUCACUUGCAUGUCACAAUGUAUUAGUUUGUGCUAUAGGAGAUAUUUUAAAUUGAAAUACUUUGUUUUAAAUUAUUUUUACAGUGAGGAUUGUUUUCUGCUCUUUUAUAUUGUAUAUAGUGUCUUUUAUGUAAUCUACUGGCAUAUGUUUUGUAGAAGACUGUUUAAAAUGACUGGCUAUCUUCCUGCAACUUUUGAAAUACAAAACCAGUGUUUUAUACUUGUACACUCUGUUCUAAAGUCUAUUAAAA
This is a messenger RNA of Nothoprocta perdicaria, 3576 nucleotides long. It is a transcript of the gene SIRT1, whose product is annotated as sirtuin 1. Bases 1 to 1863 code for a protein of 620 amino acids. The record is from RefSeq and is a predicted model, not a curated record. The transcript has 9 exons. Gene Ontology annotation, molecular function: NAD+ binding. NCBI's taxonomy places the organism in Eukaryota, Metazoa, Chordata, Aves, Tinamiformes, Tinamidae.